AUGCCGUCCCUAAGUUCUCUUAAGCUUUAUCCCGUUAAUCUAGCAAGAGACUGGGAUCCAUUAUUCAGAACUUUUUGGAAAUCAUGGAGCAUUCCAAGGCAGGCAGCAAUGGUAGCAACAUUCCCUCACAUAGGCCAAGGAGGGCCAGAAGAGAUUGAAUCAUUUGAGGUCAAGAAAGCUCAAUAUCUCGCCGCCGCAAAGACGAGUCCUGGACAGCUAUGGUACAAGGUCAUUGAUGAAGAGCAAUCGCUUUCUCCCAUUGUUGGUGGCGUGUGCUUAACGCACUGGAAAGAGGAGCAACAGCCGAAGCAUAUGCCAGAUGAGUCCCAUAAUGGAUUCGAACCGGGAUCGCAGAUUCAGAAGGUGUCUGAGCAGUUUUACGGACAGCUUCAUGAGUGGCACAGCCAAAUAAUGCGGCCACGCGAGCAUAUAUAUGGCCAAGCCAUGUGGAUGCUCCCAGAGUAUCGCCAACUUCGCGCUGCGCCAAUGAUUAUGCAAAUAAUUGACGAACUUUGUGAUAAACAUGACAUCGAAGGAUACGGUGAAUUCGUGCAAAUGAGCCACGGUUUGGGAGUUAAGAGUGGUUUUAAACUUAUACGCAAAGAGUUUUUGAAGAUCAAUAUCGAUAAUGCAACUGAGGAAACUCAAAAACUGGUUGACGAUUUCCAAUCAGAGCCAAUAUACUUGAUGGUGAGACCGAAGAAGAGCGACGCGAAAGGCACUCCUCGGCCCAGCUUUGUUGGGCUAAGAGAGUCAAAGCUAUAGAGAGGACAUCGUAUUGGGAUGUAAGUAGGAGUGAGAGGAAAGUUACAUGUGAACCUAGAGUUAUACUGGCACGAUAGGCAAUCACAGGAUUUGUAGAAAUCAGAGCAUUUAUAGAACUUACUUUAC
Molecule: messenger RNA, 891 nt
Organism: Trichoderma asperellum CBS 433.97
Lineage: Eukaryota; Fungi; Ascomycota; Sordariomycetes; Hypocreales; Hypocreaceae
Source: RefSeq, a predicted model, not a curated record